CAAGAGGGGAGGAGGCUGUUUGUGAAUUCCGUAGGUGCACGAGAGCUGCGCAGAGUCUGCAGAAAAAAGAUUUGUCACCAUGAGCCUCUUGUCACUUCCAUCCAUCUGUAUUUUCCUGCUUUCCCGAGUUUUGCUGGUGUUGGGUGUACUAGAAAUCCGUGUUGACCAGGAGAUGGUCAGCAAGAUCUCAGCUGCUGUCAAGUUGAUGCAGUGCUCUGCUUCGUUAGAUGUCCUUUUCCUCUUGGAUGGCUCCUACAGCAUUGGCAAAGGAAGCUUUGAAAGGUCCAAGCACUUUGCAGGCAAGCUCUGUGAUGCCUUGGACAUCCAUCCAGACAGAGUCCAUGUGGGAAUGAUACAGUUUAGCUCAACUCCCCACCUUGAAUUCCCACUGGAUUCUUACCUAACCAAACAAGAAGUGAAAGAGAGAAUCAAGAGGACUCUGUUCAGAGGUGGGAGCACAGAGACAGGUCGGGCUCUGAAGUACAUUCUCCGCAAGGGAUUUCCUGGUGGCAGAAACUCAAGUGUCCCUGAAGUCCUGAUCGUCAUUUCAGAUGGAAAGUCCCAGGGCAGCACUGCGAUGCCUGCAAUGCAGGUGAAGGAGAGACACAUCACAGUUUUUGCAGUGGGAAUCAAGUUUCCAAGGUGGGAGGAGCUGCACGUGCUGGCCAGCGAGCCCCCCGAGCAGCACCUGCUCUUUGCUGGAGAUGCUGAUGAUGCUGCCAAUGGCCUGUACAGUGCCCUGACUGGCUCUGUCUGCAGUACCACUGCUCCAGGCUGUAAAGUUGAAUCCCACCCUUGUGAACUGAGGACCCUGGAGACUGUGAAAGAGCUGGCUGGGAACUAUUUGUGUUGGAAAGGCUCAAAGCAGCCCAAUGCAGUGCAGGCUUCACUGUGCCCCUUCAUCAGAUGGAAGAGAGUCUUGGUAAAAUACCCAUCCAGAUGCUUCCGGACUGUAUGUCCAGACCCUUGUGACUCCCAGCCAUGCCAGAAUGGUGGCACAUGUGUCCCAGAGGGACUGGACAGAUACCACUGCCUCUGCCUGGUGGGAUACGGAGGAGACUUCCACUGUGCAGCAAAGCUGAGCCUGGAGUGCGAUGUGGAUCUCCUUUUCCUGCUGGACAGCUCAGCGGGGGUCACACUGGAAGGGUUCCUGCGCUACAAGGCUUUCCUCAAGAGGUUCCUUCAGGCAGUGAUGGGCCAGGACUCGCCAAUGAACGUGGGGGUGGCCCAGUAUGAUGAUGAUGUCAGGAUACCCAUUGAAUUGGGCCAACACAAGGAUACACUCAGUCUCAUGAAGAGCGUUGAUGCUUUGGAUUUCAGUGGAGGAAGAACCCUGACAGGCAGAGCCCUGCAGUACAUUGCAGAGCACGGUUUUAGCAGCACCCCGGUCUUUGCAGAUGUGCAGGAUGAUCUCCCACGUGUGGUUGUCCUUCUCACUGACUCGAAGUCCCAGGAUUCAGUGGCAGAAGCCCCUCAGUACGUGAAGGACCGAAAUCUCUUCUUGAUUAGUGUAGGCAGCAGCUUCAUGAGAGCAGAGCUGACCAAGGUGACUGGCAAUCCACAGCAGACAAUUGUCUACUCUGAUCCCCAGGACCUAUUCAACAGGAUCCCAGAGCUGCAGAGAAGAAUCUGCAGUGUGGACAAUGCUGAAGGUUGCCAGGCACAGUCUCUUGAUUUGACAUUUGCUGUGGAUGCCUCAUCUGGAGUUGGCCAGGAGAACUUUCUGCGUCUGAGGCACUUUGUCAGGAGCAGCUGUUUCCACUUCACCAUCAACCAGGAUCUCACCCAAAUUGCCCUUGUGAUCUAUGGCAGCAAAGCUCACACUGCGUUUGCUUUGGCCACCCAUGCAAGCAAUUCUGCUGUCCUGCAAGCCAUCGACCAGGUGCCUUUCCUUGGGGACCCAGCCUCUGCUGGCAAUGCCUUGCUGCAUAUUUAUGGUGACGUGAUGACCGUGCAGAAGGGAGCAAGACCUGGUGUCAACAAGGUGGUGGUGCUGCUCACAAAUGGGGGUGGACUGGAGGAUGCAGCUGCCCCAGCUCAGCAGCUGAGGCACAACGGCAUCUUGGUGUUUGUGGUUGUCAUUGGGGACGCACAGAGGGACAUGCUACUGAGAGUUGCUGGGUCUCCCAGCUACCUGGUCCACAUCUCCUCCUAUGAAGACCUGCAGUAUUACCAAGGCUUUAUCAUUGAAAGAAUCUGUGAAGAAGCAAAAAGCCCUGUGAACCUGUGCAAACCCAACCCCUGCAUGAACCAGGGCGUGUGCAUCCUGGGGCCUGGGAGCUACCGCUGCGAGUGCCAUGGCUGGGAAGGACCCCACUGUGAGAGCAGAGUUGUCCGGGGUGAUUCUCCAAGAUCUCCAGUUCUUCCUCCGCAUUCCCAUGUGCAGUGGAGUCCAAGGGGUUUGCAGCACUUCUCCAGAGCCUUCUGGCACACCAAAAGGCACCUGGAUCAGAGACACUGACACAGAUGUGCCAAGUGCUCCAGUUCUCCCUCCAGGAACACUUACUGCCACUCACAGGCACAAUCCAGCAAGCCGCCACUGUCCUUGGCAGUGAUGGAGCUGCUGUAGCAGUGAGACUGUGCUGAGGCCAUUCCCAGUUUCCUGCAUUGCACAAACUGGGCUUUCCAGUUCUCUCUUUCUUUUAUAAUUGAAGUAAAUAUUUGUGUUUAAGUA
This is a messenger RNA of Chiroxiphia lanceolata (lance-tailed manakin), 2674 nucleotides long. It is a transcript of the gene VWA2, whose product is annotated as von Willebrand factor A domain containing 2. Gene Ontology annotation, biological process: calcium-independent cell-matrix adhesion. Lineage: Eukaryota; Metazoa; Chordata; Aves; Passeriformes; Pipridae. The coding region runs from base 80 to 2461 and encodes 793 amino acids. Gene Ontology annotation, molecular function: calcium ion binding. Gene Ontology annotation, cellular component: basement membrane. The record is from RefSeq and is a predicted model, not a curated record. The transcript is spliced from 14 exons.